Populus nigra (black poplar) is the source of this 3299-nucleotide messenger RNA. Its product is annotated as phosphatidylinositol 4-phosphate 5-kinase 1-like. Lineage: Eukaryota; Viridiplantae; Streptophyta; Magnoliopsida; Malpighiales; Salicaceae. Gene Ontology annotation, molecular function: ATP binding; 1-phosphatidylinositol-4-phosphate 5-kinase activity. Gene Ontology annotation, biological process: phosphatidylinositol metabolic process. The record is from RefSeq and is a predicted model, not a curated record. The coding region runs from base 410 to 2818 and encodes 802 amino acids. The transcript is spliced from 8 exons.
CUAGGCAAAAAAAAGCCGGCUCCUUACUUCCUCUCUCUCUCUCUCUCUCUUCAUUUUUUACUACAUUUUUUUUUCAGAUUAUUUUACUUUCACUCUCUUUAUCUCUUCUUGACUACAGUGGUGUUGUAUAGUUUGCGUUUGCAAAGAUUCCUCCACAUUUUCUCCCAACUCUAAGCGUUAAAGAGAGAGAGAUAGUCAUUAAGCAAGCAGAAGAAAAUUUCUAGAGAGAAAUAUCAAAACCACAAUAACUCCCCGGGAAAUGCCCUUCUCUCCGGCGUUUCCGUUUCCUCAUAACCAGACAACAUAAAAAACCCAGCAAAUGUUUCCGUAAUAAUAAAAAGAGAUUUGAAAGCAGGAGAGAAUUUGUGGAGAGAAGAGUGUGAGGGGGUUUCUAUACGCGAGCUACAAAAUGCGUGAAGGACUUAUCGUUGAUGCGGUAACCGACGUCGUUUCAACCACAAAGAAGAAGAAAUCAGGAGAGCAAGACGACAACAUCAUCAACAACGACGACGACGACAACAAUAAUCAGCGGCAGCAGCUAGAUAAGGUUAUACUGCUAGUGGCAGACAAAGAAAUCACAAAACAAGCAGCUGUUCCGCCACAACCCAUUGUUGUUACCCGCGCUCGAUCCCAAUCCGCCACCCGUCGUGUCACUCCCGCCACCACCCCAACCACCGCCGUCGCCACCACCAGCAUCUCUUCUGAAAUCACUGUAGAAAAACAACUCCCGAACGGGGAUCUGUACGUAGGAUCGUUCUCGGGUCACGCGCCUCACGGAUCCGGGAAAUACGUCUGGACUGAUGGGUGCAUGUACGAAGGCGAGUGGCGUCGCGGUAAAGCAUCUGGGAAAGGGAAAUUCUCUUGGCCUUCAGGAGCUACUUUUGAAGGGGAAUUUAAGUCGGGUCGGAUGGAAGGAUUCGGUACUUUUAUAGGAUCCGAAGGGGAUACUUACCGCGGAUCAUGGAGCUCCGAUCGAAAACAUGGGUACGGGCAAAAACAGUACGCGAAUGGAGAUUUAUAUGAAGGGACAUGGAAGAAGAAUUUACAAGAUGGGAAAGGGAGAUAUGUGUGGAAAAACGGGAAUGAGUAUUUUGGUGAGUGGAAAAACGGCGUCAUUUCAGGGAGAGGAGUUUUGAUUUGGGCUAAUGGGAAUAGAUAUGAUGCGCAAUGGGAAAAUGGAGUUCCGAAAGGGAAUGGGGUUUAUACAUGGCCGGAUGGGAGUUAUAUUGGGAGCUGGGAUAAUAAUAACAGUAAGGAUUUGAAAGGGCAGCAAUUGAAUAGCACAUUUUGUCCUGGGAAUAGGAAGGAAUGUUGUUUAAAGAGGAAUGAGAAUGAUUUGGUUUUGACCACUACACCCACGAGGAAGAGAUCCUCAGUUGAUGGAGGGAGAGGGAGCGGGAUGAAUUUUCCUAGGAUUUGUAUUUGGGAAAGUGAUGGGGAUGCUGGGGACAUUACUUGUGAUAUCAUUGAUAACGUGGAAGCAGAGAUGAUUUAUCGAGAUGGGUUAGGGCUGGACCGAGAAUGUAUUAGGCAGUUUAGAAGAGGUCCCUGUUGUUUUAAUGGUGGAGAGGUCAAGAAACCCGGGCAGACCAUCUCGAAAGGGCACAAGAAUUAUGAUUUGAUGCUUAAUUUGCAAUUGGGUAUUAGGUAUUCUGUUGGGAAGCAUGCCCAGAUUUUGAGGGACUUGAAGCCAAGCGAUUUUGAACCCAAGGAGAAGUUCUGGACGAGGUUUCCACCUGAAGGCUCAAAAAUUACUCCUCCACAUCAGUCUUUAGAUUUUCGAUGGAAAGAUUAUUGUCCUGUGGUUUUUAGACAUUUGAGAGAGCUUUUUCAAGUAGAUCCUGCUGAUUACAUGCUAGCUAUUUGUGGCAAUGAUGCCCUCAGAGAGCUUUCUUCACCAGGGAAGAGUGGAAGCUUCUUUUACCUUACUCAGGAUGACAGGUUUAUGAUAAAGACGGUGAAGAAAUCAGAAGUCAAGGUGCUUAUUAGGAUGCUUCCCAGUUAUUACCAACAUGUUUGUCGGUAUGAAAAUUCAUUAGUGACAAAGUUCUUUGGUGUGCAUUGUGUUAAACCGAUUGGUGGACAGAAGAUCCGUUUCAUUGUGAUGGGCAAUCUCUUCUGUUCAGAGUAUAGAAUACAUAGAAGAUUUGACCUGAAAGGAUCCUCCCAUGGCCGCACAACAGAUAAGCCUGAGGGUGAGAUAGAUGAAACCACAACUCUCAAGGACCUUGAUCUCAAUUUUGUCUUUCGUCUACAGCGAAAUUGGUUCCAGGAACUUAUCAAGCAAAUUGAUCGUGAUUGUGAAUUUUUGGAAGCUGAGAAAAUCAUGGAUUAUAGUCUCUUGGUUGGCCUCCACUUUCGUGAUGACAAUACUUAUGACAAAAUGGGAUUGUCACCAUUCCUUUUGCGAACUGGAAAAAAAGAUUCAUACCAGAAUGAGAAGUUCAUGCGUGGGUGUCGCUUUCUUGAAGCAGAGCUACAAGACAUGGAUCGUAUUUUAUCUGGCAGGAAACCUUUAAUAAGAUUGGGAGCAAACAUGCCAGCAAGAGCAGAGACGAUGGCGCGAAGGAGUGAUUUUGAUCAGUAUACCCCUGGUGGAUUUAGCCAUUUGACCCCUUCUCGAAGUGGUGAAAUCUACGAAGUGGUCCUUUAUUUUGGAAUUAUUGAUAUCUUGCAAGACUAUGAUAUUAGCAAGAAGUUGGAGCAUGCCUACAAGUCCUUACAAGCUGAUCCUACUUCAAUUUCAGCAGUAGAUCCAAAACUUUACUCAAAGAGGUUCCGGGAUUUCAUUGGGAGAAUAUUUAUAGAAGACAGGUAGCAGAACCAAAGAAACAUGCGGGUAAAAAGUGGUAGUCGAAUCUGAACUGCAUCCUUUCAUGAGAAAACAGGGGGAAUUGUGCCGAUGCUCCGGGCACAUAAUCUGCUUGUUGCCUCUGCAGAUGUGGUUAAGAGAGCUCGGCAGCCAGGCAGUUUUUGGAAGGGUGCUUGUGGCUGAAUUUUGAAGAUUAGCCGCCAUGAUAUUAAGGGGGGUAGAUUAUGUGCGCCGUCCAAUGGGGGGGGGGGAGGAGGAGGAGGAGGGAAAGUAUGGCUCAAUUUCCUUCUAUUUUUUUUUAAAAAAUAUUUUUGAAAAUUUUUGUGCGACCAAGGAUUGUGAAGGCACGAAGGUUAGGUAUAGGGAACAGGGAAAUGUUUUUCCCAGAGAGAAGAUUCAAAAGGGGAGGGAAAUUGGAAUAAGAACCUGUACAGCCUAUAGAAAAGAUGAAUAGUUUAUGAAAUUUCACUGAUAUUUUUUUGAGGUG